CCCGCACCGCCCCGCACCGCUCCGCACCGCCGGGGAUGAGGCGCUGGAGGAGGUGAAGAUGUCCGGCUCCAUCGCCUCGUACGACCAGCUGGUGCGGCAGGUGGAGGCGCUGAAGAAGGAGAACAGCCACCUCCGACGGGAGCUGGAGGACAACUCCAACCACCUCUCCAAGCUGGAAAAUGAAACCUCGGACAUGAAGGAGGUCCUGAAGCACCUCCAGGGCAAGCUGGAGCAGGAGGCCCGAGUCAUGGUGUCCUCGGGGCAGACGGAGGUGCUGGACCAGCUCAAAGCCCUGCAGAUGGACAUCACCAGCCUCUACAACCUCAAGUUCGCCCCGGAGGUGAUGAGCACGGGGCGCGGCGCCGAGGAGAGCCCGCCGGCCCCCGCCUCGCACCGGGACGGCCCCGGGGAGCUGGGCAGGGCCACCUUCCGCAUGCUGGAGGAGCUGGACCGCGAGAGGUGUUUCCUGCUGGGGGAGAUCGAGAAGGAGGAGAAGGAGAAGGUCUGGUACUACGCGCAGCUGCAGAGCCUGGCCACGCGGCUGGACGAGCUGCCCCACGUGGAGACGUUCUCCAUGCAGAUGGAUUUGAUCCGGCAGCAGCUGCAGUUCGAGGCGCAGCACAUCCGCUCGCUGAUGGAGGAACGCUUCGGGACGGCCGAUGAGAUGGUGCAGCGGGCUCAGAUCCGGGCAUCCCGGCUGGAGCAGAUCGACAAGGAGCUGAUGGAGGCGCAGGACAAGGCGCAGCAGCCGGAGCCGCAGGUAGCGGGGCCGGGCUGUCCCUGCUCCCGGCUGCAGCCGGGGAUGGAGGAGGAGGGGGCCAGCACGGCCCCCCCGCCAUUGUCCCCGCGCUGUCCCCACCGGCACAGCCAGGGCUUUGUGAGGCUCGGGCACCGUGAAAUGGGCAGUUGCCAUGGAGACCAGAACCGCCGGGGCGGGCAGCGUGCCAUCAUCAUCGUCACCGUCAUCGCCAUGGGCUGCCAGUGUCACCCACAGGCAAUUGUCAUCGUCCCACUGUCACCCACGGCUCCACCACCAUCGUCAUCGUCUGCCAUCACCAUCGCCACGGCCGCCCACUUGCCGGUCCCCAUCGAGCCGCAGAUCUGCCAGGCCACCUGUGCCAUCAUGAAGCUCUCCUUCGAUGAGGAGUACCGGCGGGCCAUGAACGAGCUGGGUGGGCUGCAGGCGGUGGCCGAGCUGCUGCAGGUGGACUACGAGAUGCACAAGAUGACCAACGACCCCCUGAACCUGGCGCUGCGGCGCUACGCGGGGAUGGCCCUCACCAACCUCACCUUCGGCGAUGUGGUCAACAAGGCCACGCUGUGCUCCCGCAGGGGCUGCAUGGAGGCCAUCGUGGCUCAGCUGGGCUCCGACAGCGAGGAGCUGCACCAGGUGGUCUCCAGCAUCCUGAGGAACCUCUCCUGGCGCGCUGACAUCAACAGCAAGAAGGUGCUGCGGGAGGUGGGCAGCGUCACCGGGCUGACGCGCUGUGCCCUGCACGCCGGCAAGGUGAGCCCGGGGGGUGACAGCGGGCAGGGGGGGCUGGACAGGGCUGGACAGGGUGGACAACACUGGGGGGAUGUCAUGGCUGGGCAGGGGUGGGGUCACCUUGCACCCCUGGCAUGGGGCAGGGAGGGGCCCAGGACCAUCCUGACAGCCGGGGGGUCCCCUCUGUCUCCCAGGCAGGUGCUCCGGGACCACAACUGCCUGCAGACGCUGCUGCAGCACCUGCGCUCGCACAGCCUGACCAUCGUCAGCAACGCCUGCGGCACCCUCUGGAACCUGUCUGCCCGCAGCCCCCGCGACCAGGAGCUGCUGUGGGACCUGGGGGCGGUCAGCAUGCUCCGCAACCUCAUCCACUCCAAGCACAAGAUGAUCGCCAUGGGCAGCGCGGCCGCGCUGCGCAACCUCCUCACCAACCGGCCCCCCAAGUACAAGGACGCGGCCGUGGUGUCGCCGGGCUCCUGCAUGCCCUCGCUCUACAUGCGCAAGCAGAAGGCGCUGGAGGCCGAGCUGGACGCCAAACACCUGGCUGAGACCUUCGACACCAUGGAGAAGCAGAGCCUGAAGGGCCAGAGCGCCAAGAAGCCGAUGCGGCACAUGGAGAGCCUGGUGAAGGACUACGCCUCCGACUCCGGCUGCUUCGACGACGACGAGGUGCCCAACAUCUCCACCGGCGUGGAGACGGCCAGCGCCUCCGUCCUCUCCAUGUUCCUCAACUCCUCCUUCCUGCAGGGCCAAGCGCUGCCGCGGGCGCUGGCACAGCGGCGCUGCCCGGAGCCGGAGAAGGACGGCAGCGGGAAGGCGGCCGAGCCCAAGAAGCCGCCGCUGCCCGAGGACGACGUCUCGCUGGCCGCCGAGAAGUUGGCCAACAAGAUCUCCAGCACGGUGGCCAAGAUCGACAAGCUGGUGGAGGACAUCUCCACCAUGCACAACUCCUCUGACGACAGCUUCAGCCUCAGCUCCGAGGACCACUGCCUGGACUGGCAGUAUGGCCCCGAGGACGGGCACGAGGCGCGCGCCCAGUCCUGCUCGCCGUGCCGGCUGUCGGACGCCGGCGGCUUCGCCAAGCGGGAGAGCCUGAGCCGGGCGCACACCCUGCUGCGGCUGAAGACGGCCUGCACCAGCCUGAGCACCGACAGCCUCAACAGCGGCAGCACCAGCGACGGCUACUGCACCAAGGAGCACAUGAAGCCCUGCCCCAGGGCCGCCUUCCUGGACUAUCGUGACGAGCUGCAGCGCUACCAGAAGCGGCCCAGCCGGCUCGACCUCAAGAGCAUCCUGGGCAAACCGGAGCGGGCCGAGCCCCCUGCGCGGGACCCGGCCGAGCAGGACAAACCUGAGCAGCGGGACCUGCCCGAACGGGCCAAGAAGGUGGUGACUUUCCCCAGCCCCAAGGUGCCGGAGAAGGAGACGGAGUGGAAGAAGGAGGUGGGCACCAAGCCCCCCACCGACCCCCAUGUUCGCACCAUCAAGCUCUCUCCGUCCUACCAGCACGUGCCCAUGCUUGAGACCCUGGCCAAGAGCAGCACGGCCGCUGGCCACCAGCCCUCCCUGCUGGGCAGGAAGCAAGCCUGGCUCCCCCCGGCGCUGCUGCAGGCGGCCGAGCCCCUGAGCAAGAUCCCGGAGAAGCUGCCGGCCCAGCCACCGGCCUCGGCGGAGCAGGAGUCGGUGCAGAAGUACUCGGUGGAGGACACCCCAAUCUGCUUCUCCCGCUGCAGCUCCUUGUCCUCCCUCUCCUCGGCAGACAAUGUGCUGGACGGGCAGAGCCACAGCGAGAACGACCUGGACAGCGACUCCUCCCUGGAGAUCCUGGAGAUGGAGGAAGGGGAGGCAGAAGGGGAGGAUGGGAGGCAGGAGAAGGAGAAGGAUCUGGGUCCCACCACACCGGUGGGGAUCUCCCAGCCCAUCACCAUCCCCUUCCCGAAGCGUGACAAGGUUUUCCUGCGGGAGGCCUCGCCCUCGCGCCAGGAGGACCUGACGCCCUCGAGCUCCUCGGAGAAUUACAUCCAGGAGACACCGCUGGUGAUGAGCCGCUGCAGCUCCGUCAGCUCCCUGGGCAGCUUUGAGAGCCCCUCCAUCGCCAGCUCCAUCCAGAGCGACCCGUGCAGUGAAAUGAUCAGCGGCACCAUCAGCCCCAGCGAGCUGCCCGACAGCCCCGGGCAGACCAUGCCCCCCAGCCGCAGCAAGACUCCCCUCUUCGAGCUGGGCUGCCAGCCGGAGAAGGAGACCAGCCAGUUCAACAUCCAGUGGGAGAACAACGUCAAGAAGUUCAUGGAGAUCACCGACUUCAAGGAGCGCUUCCAGCUGCCCCAGGACCUGGACUCCAUGGUCUACUUCACGGUGGAGAAACCCAACGAGAACUUCUCGUGCGCCUCCAGCCUGAGCGCCCUGCCCCUCCACGAGCACUACGUGCAGAAGGACGUGGAGCUCAAGCUGAUUCCCACCUUCCCGGAGAAGAACAGCCUGAACUUCGCGGCUCACGAGAAGCGGGAGGAGCGGCGGGAGGAGCGGUACCUGGAGGGCCGGCGAAGGGCGGAGCGCCCCGAGCCCCCCGAUGAUGAUGACAUCGAGAUCCUCAAGGAGUGCAUCAGCUCGGCCAUGCCCUCCCGCUUCCGCAAGGUCAAGACCUCGCUGCUGUCCGGCCAGGUGCUGCACCCGCAGACCAAGAAGCCGCUGCACGUCCCCGUGUACAUGCUGGUGCCGGCCCACGCCCACCCCGGCGUCCCCAAACACCUGCGAGCCACCGCCCGCGACCUCUUCAAGGACGACGACUCCUUCACCGACUCGGCCGACGGGACCCCCGUCAACUUCUCCAGCGCCGCCUCGCUGAGCGACGAGACCCUGCGGUACCCGGCGGGCGAGGAGGCCGAGCAGCCCCUGCCCGAGCGGCGCCGGGAGCCCGGCACCAUCCCGGCCCGCAGGGCCGCCUCCGGCAGCUCGGCCCCCGCCCGCCUCAGCUCCGCCGGGAAGGGCAGAGCGGGGCCGGGCCGGGCGGAGGGGAAGCGGGGCCAGACCCUCCCGAAGGGCGCAGCCGGCCUGGAGCUGGGGGUGGGCAGGGCUGGCGGAGCCCCCGGGAGGAAGGAUGAUGCUCUGGAGGACGGGGUGGUGUUCCAGUCGUUGUGCCACACCACGCCGACGGAGGAAGCCGUCUACUGCUUCUACGAUCCGGAUUUGGACGAGCUGCCCGAGGCGGGAAGGGACGAGUCCGGCAGCAGAGCCCAGCCCGGCCGGGCGCCGCGGAGGGAGCGCUGGGGAGGCUCCGUCCCUCAAAAGGACCCCGAGCCCGGUCCCCGUCCGGCGAAGACGAAGCCUCAAAACAAUUUGAUCGCCGACGAGACGCCGCCGUGCUACUCCCUGAGCUCCUCCAUGAGCUCCCUGAGCGACGCCAACCUCUCCGAGGGCGAGGAGCGGGGCCAGCCCUGCGGCAAAGCCACCUGGCCGCGGUCAGCUGCAGUGGGGCAGGCGCAGGGGGGCUCGCCCAGCUCCCCCAGCCUCAACUCGGAGGAUGAUCUGCUGCAGAAAUGCAUCGGCUCGGCCAUGCCCAAGCGCCGGCGGCCCGCGGCUCGCCGCAGGCUGGUGGAGAGAAAGCAGAAGGCGCCGGGAGCCGGCGGGAGGGAGCGGAAAGCCGAGACCAGGCAUCACCCCGAGGAGGACGCGGGUUCCGACCGGGGCUCCGACCUGGACAGCGUGGAGUGGCAAGCCAUCCAGGAGGGAGCCAACUCCAUCGUCACCUGGCUGCACCAGGCGGCCGCCUCCCUGUCCCGGGAGCCUUCCUCCGAGUCCGACUCCAUCCUGUCCUUCAUGUCGGGGCUCUCGGUGGGCUCCACGCUGCAGCUCUCCCUGGGCAGGCAGGAGAAGCAGCGGCCCGGCAGCGCUUCGGGCCGGGAGGCGGCGAGGAGGGACAGCAAGGCCCGGCCGGAGCGGAAGGACGCGGCCGGUGCCCGUCCCGCCGGCCGCUCCAGCUCCCGGGCGGAGCGGAGCCCGGCGCCCUCCAAGCCGGUGCCCAACCUGCCCGUGGUCUUCCGCGGCAGGACCGUCAUCUACAUGCCCAGCCUGGCCAAAGAUGCCCCCAGCCCGCGGGCCACCCCGAAGAAAACCCCCGCGGGCAAGCCCGAGGCGCCGCCGGCCAAGAACCUCUCGCUGAGCCAGCAGCGCUCGCGGAGCCUGCACCGGUUGGGCAAAGCCCCCGAAACCGCGGAGCUGGCGCUGCCCAAGAGGAGCACGACCCCGCCCGCCCGCAUCGGCAAAGGUCCCCCCUCCUCGGGCUCCUCCCGCACCUCCACGCCCUCCCAGCACGCCCCCAAGAAGCUGCCGUCGCCCUCCCAGGUCACCAAACAGGGCGGCCCGGCCGCGGGCAAGGCGAGCGGUUCCUCCUCCCCGCCGGGACCCCCGGCCAGAGCCCCGGCCCCCAAAUCCCCGGCUCCCAAGCAGUCCAAGACGCAGAAGUCGCCCGUGCGCAUCCCCUUCAUGCAGAAGCCCAGCAGGAAGGUGCUGCCGGGCCGGGCGGCCAUGCCGGUGCUGGAGGAGCAGGUCGAUGGCUCCAAGGCUCGGCCCGGGGGCCCGGGGGGCAGCCGGCUCAACCUGGUGCGGAUGUCAUCCGCCCGCUCCAGCGGGAGCGACUCGGACCGCUCCGGCUUCCUGCGCCAGCUCACCUUCAUCAAGGAAUCCUCCAGCCUGCUGCUGCGGCACCGCUCCGACCUGUCCCCGGCGCCGCCGGCCUCCUCGCUGCCCCGCCGGGGCUCCCCCCAGCGCAGCCGGACCGCGCUCCCGGCCGUGUUCCUCUGCUCCUCCCGCUGCGACGAGCUCAAGGCGGCCAAACCGGCGACCCCCGGCCAGCGGCCGCUCAUCCCCAGAGCCCAGCCCGGCGGGAAAGCCGCGGCCGGGGUGAAACCGCCGCGCCGGACCAGCUCCGAGAGCCCGUCCCGGCUGCCGGUGAAGACCAGCGUGCCCUCGGCCGAGCCCUUCAAGCGCUACUCAUCCUCGCCCAACAUCAGCGUGGCCCGGCGGGCGGCCAGCCCGUCCUCCGUGCGCUCCGAGGCGGCGGCGCGGCGGCGGCAGAACGAACCGGGGGCUCCCGGGGGACCGCCGGGAAAGCCGCCGGUGGUGGUGAUGAAGGGCACGUGGCGGAGGAUCCGGGACGAGGACAUCCCGCACAUCCUCAAGAGCACGCUGCCCUCCUCCGCGCUGCCGCUGGCGGGCUCCGGCGACGAGGAGCCCCCCGGCAGCCCCGGUACCCCCGGCACGCCCAGGAAGACAAGCGACGCCGUGGUGCAGACCGAGGAUUUCGCCACCUCCAAGACCAACUCCAGCACCUCUCCCACGCUGGAGAGCCGCGAGGGACCCCCGCACCCCCGCGUCACCGGCGACGGCGAAGCCCCCGCGCCCGCCAAGGCCGCCCUGCCCAUCUCCUUCGGGCAUGAGGCGCCCGCCGGGACCUUCCCCGGCAGCCGGCACGGCUCCCCCAGCAAGGCCGCCCGUGUCACCCCCUUCAACUACGUCCCCAGCCCCAUGGCGGUGACGGCGGUGGCCGACAAGGCGGUGGAGAAAAUCCAAGCUUGAUGAUGCCCCAGUGAGGGUCCUGCGACAUCCCCAGCCCCAUGGGAGCUGGCCGGGACUGUGCUGGGGACACACAUGGGGAUGUGGGACAGCUGGGGACCAGGGAGUCACCCCAACCUGCUGCUGGCCCCGGCUGGGGUCUUGCUGUGCUGGAGCAUCACAAUUCCCAGCGGAAAGGACUGGGCAGAACUGGGAACGUUCCGGGUCUGACACCCCGAGCUGGGGUUGGUUCUCAUGGACCAUCUCCUCCCACCCAUGGACAUCCAGGGACAAGCUGAGGUGGGGCCGUGUCCCGCUGUGCCCCCAUCCUGCUCACCCAGGGCCUGAUCCCACACUCCGGGGAGCUGACACGGCACAUCCCAUCCCAGGAAAACCCCACACGCUCCGGCUUGUCUGGCACCAAUUCCGGCUCAUUUAUUACCAGGGGAAGGGCGGCAGGGGAGAGGCUGCGGAGGGGGAGAUGGGGACCGGCACCGCGGUUUGUGCUGCUGGAAGCUCCUGAUUGCUGCCGGGUCACCUGUGCCGGCCCGAGGUGGUGACGGGAGGAAAUGGUGCAGGAGAAGCCGGGCACGGCUCGUGGGGGUGGCCCCGGUCCCGAUGGGCUCAUCCCAGGGUGCUGUCACCUGGCUGGGGGGCUGUUCUGGGAGGGGACAGGGUGCUGAGCUGGCACCGGGAUGCCCAACCCCCUGGAAAGGGUCUGGGGUCCCCAAUCUUCACCCACAGCCCCCCAGCCUCCCACCCCCAGGGCAGGAGAGCCCGGCUCGCAGCCAGGAUCCCACUGUGUCCUUGUGGAUGUGGACACGGAUCCACCCAGGACUGGAUUACGCCCACGAGCCCCAAAACCCCAGGGACACCCCUCUUCCUGCUGCCAGCCAGGCCCAGAUGCCGGGACUGGGGUGUGUGGGAAGUGCCUCGAGCCCUGGGAGUGGGGUGGGCUGCAGAGGCACCCCCAACCCAGGUGGUCCCAGAGCCCCUGGACACCCCCCACUCCCACACCAUCGCUCCCUGCUUUGGAUGGGGUGACCUUUGUGCCCCCAGCCCAUCCCAGUGCCACAGGGGACAGACACAGGACUAUGGGGACAUGCAGGGGACAUGCCUGGGCGGUUGUGGGGACACAGCGAGGGGCUCUGGGUUGUUGCACUGGGGACACACUGGGGCCGGGGAGACACCAGGACCGUGGGGAUAUGCAGGGGGUCCCCAGGGAUGUGCGCUGGGGUCGUGGGGACGGGCACACCCCGGUGUCCACAGCAGCCCCCCUGCCCUGGCAGUGGCCGGCAUGGAGGGACCAGCAGCCGGGAGUGAAGAAAAGGAGGAAAAUCCCAGGAGCAGCACCCCCGAGUGCUGUAACAGAGCGCAGAGGUGGCAGGAGGGCCAGCAUCGGCCCCCGGGCUCCGAGCCACCGCCAUCCCCUCCUCCACCGACAAUCCCGCCGGGCUCUGCCGGGCUCCGCUCACCGUCACUGUAUCUAUGUACUAAGGAUGUUAUUUUACCAGACUCUGGGCAGUAUUCCCAAUUAAAAGACAACCUGUGUAAAUAGGAA
Parus major (Great Tit) is the source of this 8597-nucleotide messenger RNA. It is a transcript of the gene APC2, whose product is annotated as APC regulator of WNT signaling pathway 2. Lineage: Eukaryota; Metazoa; Chordata; Aves; Passeriformes; Paridae. Gene Ontology annotation, biological process: nervous system development; cell migration; Wnt signaling pathway. Bases 59 to 7060 code for a protein of 2333 amino acids. The record is from RefSeq and is a predicted model, not a curated record. Gene Ontology annotation, cellular component: catenin complex; cytoplasmic microtubule; beta-catenin destruction complex. Gene Ontology annotation, molecular function: gamma-catenin binding; beta-catenin binding; microtubule binding. The transcript has 13 exons.